Molecule: messenger RNA, 369 nt
Organism: Drosophila ficusphila
Lineage: Eukaryota; Metazoa; Arthropoda; Insecta; Diptera; Drosophilidae
Product: heat shock factor-binding protein 1
Exons: 2
Coding region: 1-261 (86 amino acids)
Biological process (GO): cellular heat acclimation
Cellular component (GO): cytosol; nucleus
Molecular function (GO): transcription corepressor activity
Source: RefSeq, a predicted model, not a curated record
AUGACCGAUCUGCGAAACGAGAUGGACAGCGAUCUGGACCAGAACUACUCCCUGAACAGCAACGCAGAUCCCAAAAACAUGCAGGAGCUGACAAUUUACGUACAAAAUCUGUUGCAGAAUGUCCAGGACAAGUUCCAGACGAUGUCCGAUCAGAUUAUUACGCGUAUCGACGACAUGGGCAAUCGGAUCGACGAUCUGGAGAAGAGCAUUGCGGAUUUGAUGAACCAGGCAGGAAUCGAGGGUCAGGGACCGGAGAAAUGAGACCCGUAACGCUGGCAGGAGCCACGCCCAUCUGGAAACUGCAUCCCAAUCCCAUAAGAUACAUGCAUACAUCGAACACCUGGCACCAGUCACCCGAUUCAAGUUUAC